This is a messenger RNA of Herpailurus yagouaroundi (jaguarundi), 1575 nucleotides long. Its product is annotated as interstitial collagenase-like. Lineage: Eukaryota; Metazoa; Chordata; Mammalia; Carnivora; Felidae. The transcript has 12 exons. Gene Ontology annotation, molecular function: zinc ion binding; metalloendopeptidase activity. Gene Ontology annotation, biological process: proteolysis; extracellular matrix organization; collagen catabolic process. The record is from RefSeq and is a predicted model, not a curated record. Bases 16 to 1575 code for a protein of 519 amino acids. Gene Ontology annotation, cellular component: extracellular matrix.
GGGCGAGAUGCCACGAUGGUCCAGAAAUACCUACAAAAGUACUACAACUUGAAGACUGGGACCAACAAAUCUGGAAGGCAGAGAAACAGCGGUUUAGUGGCUGAGAAGCUGAAGCAAAUGCAGAAAUUCUUUGGGCUGAAGGCGACUGGGCGGCCAGAUGCUGAGACCCUGCACGUGAUGCAGCAGGCCAGGUGUGGGGUGCCCGACGUGGCUCCCUAUGUCCUCACUGAGGGGAACCCUCGAUGGGAGCACACAGACCUGACCUACAGAAUUGAAAAUUACACACCAGAUCUGCCGAGAGCAGAGGUGGACCGUGCCAUUGAGAAAGCCUUUCAACUCUGGAGUGAUGUCUCACCCCUGACCUUCACCAAGGUCUCUGAGGGUCAAGCGGACAUAAUGUUAUCCUUUGGGGAGGUAAAUCAUGGCGAUAAGUCCGACUUUGGCAGAAUCAGAAGCCUGCUUGCUCAUGUGUUCCCACCAGGAAGGGGCAUGGGAGGAGGUGUUCAUUUUGAUGAGGAAAAAACAUGGACCGAUGACUUCAGAAACUACAACUUGUAUUAUGUGACUGCACAUGAGUUGGGCCAUUUCCUUGGACUACUCCAUAGUGAUGACAUUGGCUCUUUGAUGUUCCCCAGAUACAUCUACUAUGGUGAUGCCCUGCUGUCUCCGAAGGACAUUGAUGCCAUCCAGGCCAUCUUAUGUGCCAACUUAACUUACUUCAGAACUUCUAUUUAUUUUUUAGGACCUUCCACAAAUCCCACCCAGCCGAAAGAACCGCCAAUCCCACGAGCCUGUGAUAGCAAGUUCACAUUUGAUGCUGUCGCCAAAAUUCGUGGAGAAUCAUUCUUCUUUAAAAACAUGUUCUUCCUACGCACAGGUGUCUUCUACGAAACAGUGGAUCCCGACGUCAUUUCUGACUUAGGUAACGGAGUAGACACUGCUUAUGAAGUUGCUAGAAGAGAUGAAGUUUUCUUUUUUAAAGGUGGUAAAUACUGGGCCAUCAAGGGGCACCGGGCACCGUAUGGCUAUCCCAGGGACAUCUACAGCUCCCUCGGCUUCCCCCAAAGGCUAAAGAAAAUCGAUGCUGCCGUUCACGAGGAGGAGACUGGGAUGAUGUACUUCUUUGCUGCCAGCGAGCAUUGGAGGUAUGAUGAAAACACGCAGUCCAUGGAUGCGGGUUUUCCCAAAGAGACAACUCAAGACUUUCCCGGAAUUGGCAAAAAAGUUGAUGCUGUCUUCCAAGAUGGAGGUAAAGAUGAUUUCUAUUUCUUUCGUGGAAAAAGGCAGUACAAAUUUGAUCCUAAAACCAAGCAAAUUUUGACUGUCCUGAAAACCAACAGCUGGUUCCACUGCAGAAGUUCUACUGGGCCCUCUCCUAUCGGUGCAUCCACUGACUUCGCUGAGCAGCUGCUCUUGGUGAGAAAGCUGCGUGGCCCGGCAGCUGGGGGGACAGCCUGUGUGAAGCACGUUCAGGCGCUGAGUGCUGGCCACUGUGUGACCACGUGCGGCCUCUCAGUGACCUUGUACAACUGCUACCCACAGCGUGACAUCAAGAAGAUGCUCUUCAGUCCCUGA